UUUAAAAAAUAUUCCUCUUUUUUUUUAUUAUUUCAACAAUGAAUAUGCCAGUGAUUGAAGGUAUUGCCUGGACUGUGUAUGGUAUUAUUGCUACUGGCGUGUUUCUAUGCAGUGCAUUAUUUACGCGAUAUUUUCAAGACAAGUAUGAGUCCGAGUUCUUUGCAACGUUGAUCACCAUCUUGGCUCUUGGUCUUGUGUUUUCAACACUCGCUUUAUUGCCUGUUGAUAUUCUCCUUGUCUCUUCGACAGUAGAUCAGACGACAGGUAUCAAAAAAUCAUGGGCAACACCAGAAGUGAUCGAAAACAUGACAUUUAACAUGACUUUGGUGUAUUAUGUUUGUUAUGGGUUGAUUACUACCUUUAGCUUUGUCUUGAUCCCAUUUGCUUAUUUUUUUUAUGAAGAAUACGAUGAAGAAGAAACACUCAGUGACCGUAUUUUUGGAGCAUUGAAAUACACUUCUUUCUUUGUUGUCAUUUGUCUCUUGUUGUCCAUGUUUGGGCUCUUUUUGAAGCCUACAACAAAAGCACCCAAGAUUGAUCUUGAUUGGUUCAGGAAAUUACUGACAGAUAAUAGUAAUUGAUACAUUAGAAAAAAUAUAGAAAUUCAUGCUUCUCAUAGAUGGUGAAAAAGCACUUGCUUUUGUGAUUGCUUGUUUGAUCUUACUUGGUAUGCUUGUGUUUAUUGCUUAUACUGUAAGUUGA
Molecule: messenger RNA, 702 nt
Organism: Gilbertella persicaria
Lineage: Eukaryota; Fungi; Mucoromycota; Mucoromycetes; Mucorales; Choanephoraceae
Exons: 3
Coding region: 39-581 (180 amino acids)
Biological process (GO): protein localization to vacuole
Cellular component (GO): vacuolar membrane
Source: RefSeq, a predicted model, not a curated record